This is a messenger RNA of Botrytis byssoidea, 742 nucleotides long. RefSeq lists its product as uncharacterized. The record is from RefSeq and is a predicted model, not a curated record. NCBI's taxonomy places the organism in Eukaryota, Fungi, Ascomycota, Leotiomycetes, Helotiales, Sclerotiniaceae. The transcript is spliced from 3 exons. Bases 1 to 546 code for a protein of 181 amino acids. Gene Ontology annotation, molecular function: O-methyltransferase activity.
AUGUCUAUUCAAGGAACCGAAGAGGGGCGUUGUUGCUCACACAGCUACAUCCAGGAUGAUAGAAGAAGAUCAGCAAAUGGCGGAUUGGGUCGCGACAUCUCUGAUGAGCUCUGGCAAGCCGCGACCCAGACAGUUAACGCUAUGGUGAAGCAUCCGGGGUCCGAAGAGCCAAAUGAAACUAAUCCAGCACGAGCAAAACGUUUUGACAGUGCCAUGAAAGCUUGGAUAGAGGGUACAGGAUACGAUCUUCAAUAUGUCAUUGAUAACUACUCCCGGAAGGAGAUUAGUAAUGGUACUGUCGUUGAUGUCGGCGACUCGCAUGGCUUUGCCUGCACACGACUUAUGAAAGCAUUCCCUAACCUCAACUUCAUUGUUCAAGACCUUUCGCCAGUAGUUGAAGCUGGUGCCAAGACUGUCCCCUCGGAGCUUCCAGACAAAAUCAAGUUCAUAGCCUAUGACUUUUUGAAAGAACAGCCUAUCAAGAAUGCGGACAUCUAUUUCUUCCGAUGGAUUUUCUACAACCAGUCUAACAAAUACUGCCUUUAAAUACUGCGCAAUUAAAUUCCCGCUCUCAAAAAAGGUGCGCGCAUUUUCAUCAACGAUAAUGUACUUCCAGAGCCUGGAACUUGGCCAAGAUGGCGCGAGGAACAUUUGAGAUCUAUAGAUCUUACCAUGUUGGAGUUACAAAACUCGAGGGAAAGAGAAUUGGAAGAUUGAACUAAACUCUUCGAAGAUGCGGAUC